Molecule: messenger RNA, 1101 nt
Organism: Gossypium raimondii (Peruvian cotton)
Lineage: Eukaryota; Viridiplantae; Streptophyta; Magnoliopsida; Malvales; Malvaceae
Product: protein TRANSPARENT TESTA 16
Exons: 8
Coding region: 177-878 (233 amino acids)
Biological process (GO): positive regulation of transcription by RNA polymerase II
Cellular component (GO): nucleus
Molecular function (GO): protein dimerization activity; DNA-binding transcription factor activity, RNA polymerase II-specific; RNA polymerase II cis-regulatory region sequence-specific DNA binding
Source: RefSeq, a predicted model, not a curated record
AUUGGGGGCAUUUAGAAAACUGAAAAAAUAAAAAUAAAAUUAUAGCAAAGCUUAUAGAGAAUAAAUUCCUUGUUCAUACACGCUAGCUUCACCAAAAGAGCUGCAGAUUUACGAGAGCAAAGCAAAUAGUUUCCUUAACUAGGUAGAGAUUAUAAAGGCAAAGAAAAGAGAUAAUUAUGGGACGUGGAAAGAUACCGAUCAAGAGGAUUGAGAACCAGACGACUAGGCAAGUUACGUUUUCGAAGCGACGAGCUGGGUUAUUGAAGAAGACCCAUGAGUUGUCCGUGCUUUGUGACGCUCAGAUUGGGCUCAUCAUCUUCUCCACUACCGGCAAGAUGUGCCAGUAUUGCACUGAGGGUUACAGAAUGGAGCAAAUCAUAGAAAGGUAUCAGAAGGUCACUGGAACUUGCAUUCCUGAGCAUGACAAUCGGGAACAUUUGUACAAUGAAUUGGCAGUGUUGAGGAAAGAAACUCGUCGCCUUCAACUAAGCAUGCGACGCUACACUGGUGAAGACAUGAGUUCUAUACCAUUCGAAGAGCUCGAUCAACUUGAACACGAACUCGAACGCUCCGUCAUCAAGGUCCGAGAGCGAAAGAAUGAGCUCUUGCAACAACAACUGGAUAACCUACGUAGAAAGGAGAGAAUACUAGAGGAAGAAAACAGCAAUAUGUACCGCUGGGUGCAGGAACACCGAGCGGCGAUCGAGUAUCAGCAGGGAGGAAUGGAAGCUAAGCCAGUGGAGCAUCAGCAAGUUGUGGAUCAAUUCUCUUUCUUUGGAGAACCAAGCAGUGUGCUUCAGCUUGCUACCAUUCCUCAACAGUUCCAAUCCUAUCAGCUCCAGCUUGCUCAGCCCAACCUUCAAGAUUCUAAUGUCUAGUAUUGUGCCAUUGCAGCUAUGAUUUUCUGAGAAGAAAAGAAGAUGGUAUAUUACAUAGACAGAGAGUGAGCAUUAUUGGGAUCAAAUCUUGUGUUCAAAUUAUCUAUUAAAAACAUAUUUCUGAUAUUAUUUUUGUUUAGGGGAGUGUGCUAUAUGCUUUCAUGUUUCUGAAGUUAAAACAUUCAAACUCAACAUCAAUACCCUUUUUCUGUGUGUUUCUUGA